Messenger RNA from Sinocyclocheilus anshuiensis, 4471 nucleotides. Its product is annotated as C-Jun-amino-terminal kinase-interacting protein 4-like. Gene Ontology annotation, cellular component: cytoplasm. Bases 530 to 3382 code for a protein of 950 amino acids. Gene Ontology annotation, molecular function: signaling receptor complex adaptor activity; JUN kinase binding; kinesin binding. The record is from RefSeq and is a predicted model, not a curated record. Gene Ontology annotation, biological process: vesicle-mediated transport. The transcript has 26 exons. Lineage: Eukaryota; Metazoa; Chordata; Actinopteri; Cypriniformes; Cyprinidae.
AGCCACGCCUCCUUCCUUAACCUGGGUCCUGGGUUAGAGUAAUUUAUAUCGUUUCUAACGCGAAGAGCUUGAAUUUCAUCCGUGUGAACUCAUAGAAAUGCUGUCCGAGCCACAGUAAUGUGUAAAGAAUGGACACCAAAACACCUCCAGACAUAAACAGCGCCGACUAACUCCAAUGACUUUAGUCAGUUUAGUUUUUGAGAAUGAAUGUGAAACAGAAAACGAGAAGCAUGGAAGAGGGGGAAUUAACUGGAAAUACCAAAUGGCUUAAGAAAAUAGUUCUGCUUCUCACGUAGCUAUUUAUAAGAGCAAGAAGAGAUGUUGUAGUGUACGCGCAAGCUGUCACUAACACACUACCACACUAUUUUCAUGUUUGUUUGGGUACACACUGAAACCAUUUUAAGGUAGUGAAAACACUGUGAUAAAAAGGAAGAGUUUUGUGUUGAAUAGCAAAGUUCAGCAGCAAGACUGGGGGUACAUUCAAAUUAUAGCGAUAUUAAGCCAGUCAGAGAACGGAGAACUGUGAAACAUGGAUUAUGGUGAAAGUGCUCUUUGUGGAAGUGGAGAACUGGAGAUGGAUCCAGAUAUUGUGAGCGAGGAGGCGGGGAAACUGUACUCGGAGCUGCAGUUGGUGGUGGAGACUCAUGGAGCUGGUGUGGUGGAGUCCCUGCUGCCCAUCCUCGUCUGGGUUCUGGAAGGGCUGGCAAGCUGCAGGGCUCAGCUGAGAGAGAGAGAGGAGGAGGCAGAGAAAGAGAGAGGAGAGAGAGAAGAACUGUUGGAGAGGUAUCAGAAUGAGAAAACGCUGAGGAGAGAGAGCCAAGAGCGCUAUUUGGAGUUGGAUGACCAGUUUGAGCAAGAGAGAAGGGCAAUGCGUGCAAGAGAAAAGGAGAGAGAAAGGAGAGAAAGAGAACUGGAGAGAAAAGCCAGGGAACAAGCUGAUCAAUUGAUGGCUUUGGAGGAGCAGAAAGCAAAUCUGACACGAGAGCUAAACUCCAUUAAACACACACAUAACAAGUUAGUACUGACACAUCGAGAUCUGCUGGAAAAGAAAAAGGAGUGGGAGAGCGAAGCCUUCACUUUCAGGAAUCAUGUGCACAGCAAACAUUCAGAAGCUGUUUCUACGCACGGUCAAACAGAAACCUCCAGCACUGAAGAGCAUGAUCCAAAAGCUGGCAGUGCCCCUGAUUCCACUGCGUCAGAAAUUACCGUUACCAAUAACAGCAAAGUGACUGAUGCUGAAGUUAACCAUAAUAAUGAUCAGUCCUUUAUCAGUAACAUCAUAAGCUCCACCCCUGAGUUGGCUCAUUUGAAGGACUUUGUUGAAACAAGCUCCCCUGUUUGUUCAAAGACAGCCACCUCUGAAUUAAACUCCAGUUUGUUUGAUGAAAUGAAACAAGCCCAGGAGGAUAAGAGAGAGGUGGUUGAAGACCAGAAGGUGGAAGAUGGAGAAAAAACAGAGGAGGAAGACAUGGACAGUGACUCUGAUUGCUUGGAGUGGGAGUUGAGGAAUACAGACUCUGUGUUUUCAGAGUUAUCUGAACUCAGCAGGGAAUAUGUGGAAAAUGUUGACCAGGGGGCCAGUGUCAGAGAUAGCACAGGCCAGUUUGAGCAGAUUCUUUCUCAAUAUGAAGAACUAAAACACACUCAUGAAAUGGUGGAUACUGCUCGUAAGGCUCUUAUAUCCCGUGUUGAGGAGCUGACCAGUGAGAGAUCUGCCCUGAAUAUGGAACUUGAUUCUUGCCGUGAAACCAUCAGCCGACUGGAAGGAAAAACCAAGGAGAUGGAGGAUGAAAUCAAGCGAUUACGAAAAGAGCUUGAGACAGUCCAGUCAGAGGACCCUGAUGCCUCGCUACCUGCUUCCCUCCGUCGCUUCUCUCGUUCUGAAAUGGCCCGGGUCGUCAUGGAGAAGAAUCAGUACAAAGAGCGACUGUUCGAACUGCAGGAAUCUCUGCGGCGUGCUCAGCUUCAGAGAGUUAUAAAAGUAGAGCACCCCCCUGUGGAAGGGAAGGGUAGUGUCUGGAGCAGGUUUAAUCAUUUUCUAGGUUUGACAAAGGGUCAGUUAGCUCCAGCCACAGCUCUAGCAUUAACCGUCUCUCCUACACCAGUUUCUGCACAAACACCAGUGGGGUCUCCACAGCAACUCUCUACAAAAUCACCCCAAACAGAAAGUUCUCAUUCUCCCAGGUUAAGGAAAAGAGAGUUGUACAGGGAGAUCCGAUUUACGUUUUACUUUAAGUGUAACCCGAAGAGGAAAUGUUGCAUCAUGUCAUUCAUUGUUGUAAACAUUUCACACCCCGCCUCCCAUCCUCAGUGUUCUGUGUGGGCCAUCACUGGACCUGCUUCCAGCAGUGAUGUCACAGUGAUUGACCCGGCACGCUCCAAUACCAUUCUGGAUCAGUUCAGCCUUCCACCCACAUCCCCUGCAUUAUGCAUCUGUGCUGUGCCCCCUACUGGAGAUACUGCGGGAACUGUGUGGAUUGGAACCCAGGAUGGAGGUGUGCUGAUUCAUUCAUCCUCCAGCUCCAGGCGCCGCUGUUUGCAGUCUGUCAGUCUUUCUGAGGGGGUUCACUCUCUGACGUAUUCUCAGGGCGAGGUGAUCGCUGGCUUGGCCAAUGGGACGCUUGCAUUCUUCACCCACAAUUCAGGCAUCUGGAAUCUCCAGUCUCAAGAGGUGCUUUCGCUUGGCGCACCACCUUUGCAGCCCAUUCGCUGUUGCCUUGCAAAGGAUGGCUGUCUUUGGGUGGGAUACUGGAAUAAAGUUUACAUGAUCAGUGUGAAAAUUCGGAAAGUAGAGAAACUGUUCACAGUGUCUGAGCGAAGUGAGCAGCAGGUGCGUUUUCUGUGCGCAGCAGGAAGUGGCGUUUGGGCUGCAUGCCGUUUGGAUCCCAUUCUUAGGCUUUUUGAUUGGACAACUGGCCACCCUCUACAGGAAGUAGAUUUAUCAUCCAUAGUGACUAAAGCUUUAGGCUCUGCAUUCCUGUCUCUCUCUCCUCUUCAGAUCACAGCCUUGUCUGUGGUCAGUGGGCGGUUGUGGGUGGGAACAGGAAGUGGUGCAGUCUUCUCAGUUCCCCUGUCCCUCAGUUCAGAGUCCUGCUCUAUACCAUACUGCUCUCUUGCUUCAGCUCAGCUCUGUUACCAUGGCCACCGACAAGCAGUUAAAUUCAUCAUUUCUGCUCCAGGCUGCCAUAGUUCCUCCAAUUCACCAGAUGGCGCUACUACUACCUCUCAGCUCAUUCUCAGUGGCGGGGAAGGAUACAUCAACUUCCGAAUUGGAGAUGAUGGAAGUGAUGGGGCCAGUGAGUCUGUCCUACAGAGAUCAGAACGAAGUCACAUGAUUAUUUGGCAGAGCCCCACCCCCUCCAUCCCAAGCCCCACCCUCUGAAAGCACUUCAGCUGUUCACUCAAACAGUCUUUGAGCUUUAUCGGGAUAAGAUUGUACUACAUAGUACAAUGCAUUACUUUUCUUCUGUCCCCCUUCUAUAGAUGCUCCCAAGGGGAAUUAUAGGGCUAAAGUCAAAGUAAAGCAUUAACAGUUCUAAAACGUGUAAAUUUGGACCUUCAUUCUGCACUUUCAUUUUAGUUUUUUUUUGGUGAACUGACUUUAAAUUACAUCGUUUGUUUGUUUAAAGAACUGCUCAACAGGAUCUCUCCAGUGUGUCUUAGUGUAUGUUUUCAAAUUCUGUCUUAUUCUGUAUUUGACCAGUGAUUUUUUUUUUUUGUACACAAUCAUCCUAAAUACCAUAACAAAGACAGGUUUUGAAUGUAAUGCUAGGCCAGAAAUUAUUAAUAUAGUUUUAUUUUUUUUAUUUCAAAUCAUGAGGAGUGAUGCAUUUAAACUGAAAUGCUGCUGGUCAUGAGUAUUUUCGAACACAAUCUGUUGGUUGCUUGUCGUGCAUUAGAUCAACUGGAAACUUGCACAAACAAAAAUGUCAAAAUGAUAAGAAACUGACCAAGUUUGACACACUACCUACAUUUUGUGACAUUUACAUCUAUACUUCAAUCUGAACAAAUAUAUAUAUAUAUAUUUUUUUUAGGUUUGGUGUUUAUGGUGAGGUUUUAUUUUUGAUUGUAUUAUUUUUGGUUGUUGGUUUCUUUGCUGUAAAAAUAAUGGAGGCUUCUGUAUGGCAUUUUUUUUUUGCAGUAUUUUUUGAAUGGGGGAAUGUGUGGCUCUACCUAUUUAAUGAGUGAGAGAGAAAGUGACUUUAAUGUUGUGUUAAUGUUUUGUUAUCUGGAAGAUGUGUUAUGAAAAUGUGCAACUUUGCAAAUACAUUUUCACUAUAGUUAUAAAUUGUUGAGUUUUGAUCUGAAAAGGGAUUCAGUAUUAUUAAAAUAAAGCACUAAAGCUACAUGUUUAAUUUUAAAAUAUGAAAAAUUUAUCAGUGCUUGAAACUUAAUCACCCAUGUUUUGUACAACAGAAGAUAUUAAAAAAAAAAAAGUUUUGCUGCAAAAAGAAAUACAGAAUUACGUGUA